Molecule: messenger RNA, 480 nt
Organism: Lactuca virosa
Lineage: Eukaryota; Viridiplantae; Streptophyta; Magnoliopsida; Asterales; Asteraceae
Source: the annotation of a GenBank genome assembly
AUGUCCACUUUUAAUCACCUUGUUCUUGUUUGUGCCAUAUUGGUUGUGGUGCUACUUCCGUCAACGACUAUGGCCACCGAAUACGUGGUGGGAGAUGAUAGUGGUUGGACCAUAAAUUAUGACUAUCAAGUGUGGGCUAAAAACAAAGUUUUCUAUGUUGGUGACAAACUAGUGUUCAAGUACCCGGUUAAUGUACACAACGUUUACAAAGUGAAUGCUAGUUCCUUUGCUACUUGCACUAUUCCGCCACCUAGCACUGGCCUUACAUCUGGGAACGACGUUGUGACCUUAGUGGCACCGGGCAAGAAGUGGUACAUUUGUGGUGUGGAAGAACAUUGUGCUGAGUUUAACCAAAAGUUGGUCAUCGAUGUCCAACAAGGACCAAUGUCUCCGGCACCCGCACCAAGCAGUGCAACCAAAUUCGGGUCCAAGACUUUCAUGGCCAUCAUUGUUGUUUUGACAAUGAUAGUCAUGUUUUGA